AUGCCUGAACAUUCACAGAGCGCUCCAGAGGCAGGGCCUCCUACGCCUUCCAUCGGCACAGAGGCCGCAACGCACGCACUUCCGGGGCGCUUAUUCGAUAUUCCUGAUGUAACUCUGGCUGCAGUGGAAAUUCCAGGAAAGAUCAAGCAUCCCUCGACUGCGCUUCGCAUACUGGGAGGUGCAGAUGCUGCUUCUCGAGCGCUCGUUUCCAAUGGGCGUGGCGGAGACACUUUGUUGCUGCGCCUCGGAAGUGGCAGCAGCUCCAGCAGCAGCUGGGGCAACAUAGCGGCCUCGAGACAGACGACUGCCGGGAUUGUGCUGAGGAGACGCGUGCGGAAGUCUGGAAGGGUGGAAUUGGAGGUUCUCGGAAGGGUCAACCAAAAGCAUGUGUUCAACGGCCUUGCAGACCUGUACUUUAUUCCUCCCCCCGAAUAUCGUAGCGGAGAGACCUUAGAGGCCCAAGUCGUGGCAGAGGCACAGCGCGCAUGCAGCAGCAGCAGCAGCAGUAGCAGCAGCCUAGAGACGGUCCCGUACAUCCCGCCCCCUUUCUUUUUUAGGGGGCAGGGCCCCUUUGCCUACAAAGUUGAGGCCCCUCCCCCCCCCAAGUUCGAUGCUGCACCUCCUGAAAGACACUCUGUGGAGAAGCAGCAGAAGCGCCAGCGGGUGCAGCAGCAAGAGCUGCCGCAACGCCAAGAAGAAGACCACCAGCGUAUGGCCUUAACUCCCGAUGCGCAAGCACUUGAAACAGAGUCUACGGAAGUAAGGACUAAAGCGGCUUUGGCCCCUCCAAGCAGCCGCGCAGGCGGUGACCCUGGAGAAACAACGGCAGCAAAAACAGCAGCAAGAGACCCCUCAAGCAGCCAUUUUUCAGCACCAGGAAAAGCAGACGCAGCAGACGACUCACCGAGUGCGAUGUCGGGAGAAGACGAGGUUUGUCUGUCAGCUGCUGCAAAGGCAGCUGCGGCAAGGGCUGCGGCAGCCCAGGCUCAAAGGGCCCCACGAUUUAUUCCCUCUCUACCGGCAGCCGGAUCAGCGGCAGCAUCAACUGCGUUGCAAAAAGAAGCCACAGUUUCCGCGGAAAUUCCGACUGCAGCAAGUGGAGCAGCUGCAGCGCCUGGCGUAACGGGCAGAAUGGAAAGCCGACGUAACUGCACGGAAGCGGACAGGACAGCAGCUGCAGCAGCUGGAGACGCAACACAAGGAAGCAGCAAAGCCAGUGCAACUCCAAAUCCAUCAGAGGGAGCGAGAGAUGAGGCUGCAGACGCCGCUGCUGCGCUUUUCUGGCCCUCUCAGACGGUAUGUGCAACCGGCAGCAACAACAGCAGCAACAGCAAGGAGGAAAGCGCUGCUUUUAAUGCCGUGGGUCGCAUAGGAGAUGAACGGCUGCCCGAGGCUCCACCUCCUGCAGCAGCCAAGGCUUUUGCAGAUCGCGAACUGGUAAAGAGCCUCGAGGAAUUGCUGCAGAAACAGCCCGUGUGGUUGCGACCCUCUCUCGAUGCCCAGCUGCCCCCCACCUACACUGCGUGGCGCAAGAAACCCGCCUUUGCAAAGACUUGCUUCCUCUUUGCUGAUGGACCCUUUCGCGGAUGUCUCUGUCGGCUGGGAUACGAUCCCCGGACAGACCCACACAGUCGCCACUACCAGACAAUCGAUUUCAGAGACCCGUAUUUCCGCACCGCCAACUGGAAGGCCACAGCCGCAAUAGGAGGACAGCUUCCCAGUGCAGGACAGCAGCAGCGAGGGUGGCUGCAUAAGGACACACUCAAGACCCUUCGCGCCCUUAUGGCGCUUAAAAGUAAACGCAUGCGCUCUGGGGAGGUGGACCAGCCACUGCAGCAGCAGUAG
Messenger RNA from Cyclospora cayetanensis, 1845 nucleotides. RefSeq lists its product as uncharacterized. Gene Ontology annotation, cellular component: transcription factor TFIIIC complex. The record is from RefSeq and is a predicted model, not a curated record. Bases 1 to 1845 code for a protein of 614 amino acids. NCBI's taxonomy places the organism in Eukaryota, Apicomplexa, Conoidasida, Eucoccidiorida, Eimeriidae. Gene Ontology annotation, biological process: transcription initiation at RNA polymerase III promoter. The transcript is spliced from 7 exons.